AUGCGGCGACCCAGAAACCAGCCCGCCGCCGAGCAGAUCGGCGCCCCACAGGGUGAAGAGAUCAAGUACAGAGGCGUCCGGAAGCGGCCAUGGGGCCGAUUCGCCGCCGAGAUUAGAGAUCCUUGGAAGAAGACGCGGGUAUGGUUAGGUACCUUCGAUUCUGCUGAGGACGCCGCCAGGGCCUACGACGCCGCCGCUAGAUCUUAUCGCGGCGUCAAGGCCAGGACCAAUUUCCCGCUGGUGGAUUCUGGGGUCUUUGUUGGUGGCGGCGGGGGAGAGGAUUUGAUGGUCAAGCGUCAAGCUUGGACGGCCGGGGAGGCGGAGGAGGAGGAAGGAGGUGCGGCGGCGGUUCAGGUGAAUCGGUGGACGAGCAGCAGCAUGAGCAGCACGGUGGAGUCGUGCAGCGGUCAUCGGCCCGGGUCGAACAACCCGGCUCAGAUCCCGGACCCGGCGAGGGCCCGGAGGCGACGACCCGUCGUGGUGGUCACGCCGGGUGAUUGUCGGAGCGACUGCGACUCGUCGUCGACGGUUGUGGACGAUGCCGACGACGUGGACGUCGUUGGCAGCAACGACAGGGAUUGCACGGUGUCUCUAUCUCAAUCUUCUACCGGUAAGCUCCUGCCUUUUGAUCUGAAUUUCCCGGCUCCGAUUGACAAUAACAACGACGACGACGGCUCUGCUCCCGGAUUUGGAGCUUGUAUCCCCAUAGACGGCCAACUCCCAACCUUGGCCUUGUGUCUGUAA
Linum tenue is the source of this 744-nucleotide messenger RNA. The record is from the annotation of a GenBank genome assembly. NCBI's taxonomy places the organism in Eukaryota, Viridiplantae, Streptophyta, Magnoliopsida, Malpighiales, Linaceae.